Messenger RNA from Impatiens glandulifera, 3543 nucleotides. RefSeq names its product ISWI chromatin-remodeling complex ATPase CHR11-like. NCBI's taxonomy places the organism in Eukaryota, Viridiplantae, Streptophyta, Magnoliopsida, Ericales, Balsaminaceae. The record is from RefSeq and is a predicted model, not a curated record. Gene Ontology annotation, molecular function: DNA binding; histone binding; ATP-dependent chromatin remodeler activity. Gene Ontology annotation, biological process: regulation of transcription by RNA polymerase II; nucleosome organization. Bases 82 to 3282 code for a protein of 1066 amino acids. The transcript is spliced from 24 exons. Gene Ontology annotation, cellular component: chromatin; nucleus.
CUCGACAGUUGCGCCGAUUCUUAGUUUCUUCAUCGCUCGAAGACUCUUCUUUCUUUUUGCAAAACCCUCGUAUCUGGAUCCAUGGGAAGUCAAUCGGAAUCGCAGGAAUCGUCGUCUCAAGAUGAUCUUUCAAGCGAAUCCAGCUCACAUGAUGAACAGCAAGAGAAGAUUGUUGAGUCUGUCAACGAGGAAGAAGAUGAAGAGGAACUAGAAGCCGUUGGCAGAAAGGCUGAUUCGGAUGAAAACGAAGAUAAGCCGCUUUCACCGGAUGAAGACGGUGUACAACGACAGGAGUCGGAAGAAACUGGCGAGGAUGAUAGUGAUUCGGAUAAUGCAGAAAUCGGGGUUCGUGAGAAGGCUAGACUAAGAGAAUUGGAGAAGCUAAAGAAACAGAAAAUUGAAGAAAUAUUGGAUGCACAAAAUGCUGCUAUUGAUGCUGAUAUGAACAACAAGGGAAAGGGACGUCUGAACUAUCUUCUGAAACAGACAGAGUUAUUUGCUCAUUUUGCUAAAGGCGGUCAAUCUUCCCAAAAGAAGACUAAAGGAAGGGGAAGACACGCAUCGAAGAUGACUGAAGAGGAAGAAGAUUUAGAAUGCCUAAAGGACGAAGAAGAUGGGCUGUCUGGAACAGGCAAUACUAGACUGCUCACUCAACCAUCUUGUAUUCAAGGGAAGAUGCGGGACUACCAACUUGCAGGGCUUAAUUGGCUCAUUCGAUUAUAUGAGAAUGGGAUUAAUGGAAUACUUGCAGAUGAAAUGGGUCUUGGCAAAACAUUGCAAACAAUUUCCUUGUUGGGCUAUCUACAUGAGUUCAGAGGUAUAAGUGGCCCUCAUAUGGUAGUUUCUCCCAAAUCUACACUUGGCAACUGGAUGAACGAAAUAAAACGUUUUUGCCCAGCUCUCAGAGCUAUCAAGUUUCUAGGAAAUCCCGAUGAAAGGAAACAUAUAAGGGAGAAUCUUCUAGUUGCGGGCAAGUUUGAUAUAUGUGUCACUAGCUUUGAAAUGGCAAUUAAGGAGAAAAAUAUACUGAAGCAGUUUAGCUGGCGCUACAUCAUCAUUGAUGAAGCUCAUAGAAUCAAGAAUGAAAAUUCACUUCUUUCUAAAACAAUGAGGAUUUACAAGACUAACUAUCGUCUUCUUAUAACUGGUACACCACUCCAGAACAAUCUUCAUGAACUCUGGUCUCUCCUGAACUUCCUUCUGCCAGAAAUAUUUAGCUCGUCUGAGGCAUUUGAUGAGUGGUUCCAGAUUUCUGGUGAUGACGAUCAGCAAGAGGUUGUUCAACAACUUCACAAGGUUCUCCGACCAUUCCUUCUCCGGAGAUUGAAAGCAGAUGUUGAGAAGGGUUUGCCUCCCAAGAAAGAAACAAUACUCAAGGUUGGUAUGUCCCAGAUACAGAAGCAGUACUACAAGGCUUUGUUGCAGAAAGAUCUGGAGGUAUUAAAUUCUGGUGGUGAGCGCAAACGCCUAUUGAACGUUGCAAUGCAACUACGUAAAUGUUGCAAUCACCCAUAUCUCUUUCAAGGUGCGGAACCUGGUCCACCUUAUACUACUGGAGAUCAUCUUAUCACUAGUGCUGGUAAAAUGGUUCUUCUCGACAAACUGCUUCCCAAGCUAAAAGAACGCGAUUCUAGAGUACUAAUAUUUUCACAGAUGACAAGGCUGUUGGAUAUUCUGGAAGAUUAUUUGCAGUUUCGUGGACAUAAUUAUUGUCGUAUAGAUGGAAACACCGGCGGGGAUGAUCGUGAUGCUUCUAUCGAAGCAUUUAAUAAACCAGGAAGUGAUAAAUUUGCUUUCUUGCUUUCAACUAGAGCUGGAGGGCUUGGAAUCAAUCUUGCUACUGCUGAUAUUGUCAUCCUUUAUGACAGUGACUGGAAUCCACAAGUGGAUUUGCAGGCACAAGAUCGUGCUCACAGGAUUGGGCAAAAAAAAGAAGUCCAGGUCUUCCGUUUCUGUACUGAGUACACCAUUGAGGAAAAGGUUAUUGAAAAGGCGUAUAAGAAGCUUGCUCUUGAUGCUCUGGUGAUUCAACAGGGACGAUUGGCAGAGCAAAAAACUGUUAAUAAAGAUGAGCUACUUCAAAUGGUUCGAUUUGGUGCUGAAAUGGUUUUCAGCUCCAAGGAUAGCACAAUUACUGAUGAAGAUAUAGAUAGGAUAAUUGCGAAAGGAGAAGAGGCAACAGCUGAACUUGAUGCCAAGAUGAAAAAGUUCACAGAAGAUGCCAUUAAAUUUAAAAUGGAUGACACUGCUGACUUGUAUGAUUUUGAUGAUGAAAAGGAUGACAAGUUGGACCUGAAGAAAAUUGUGAGUGACAACUGGGUUGAACCUACAAAGAGAGAGAGAAAGCGCAAUUAUUCAGAGGCAGAGUACUUUAAAACCACUAUGCGCCAAAAUGUUCCUGCCAGGACAAAAGAUCCUCGAAUUCCCCGCAUGCCUCCAUUAUAUGACUUCCAGUUUUUCAAUUUACAAAGGUUACGUGAUCUGUAUGAGAAAGAAGUUCGGUAUCUCAUGAAAAUAUAUCAAAGGGAUCAGCAGGCAAAGGAUAGUAUUGAAGUGGAUGAAGUAGAAGCUGUAGGAGAUCCCUUGACUGCGGAAGAGCAGGAUGAGAAGGAGACCAUACUAGAAGAGGGAUUUGCUACAUGGAGCAAAAGGGACUUCAACUCUUUCAUUAGAGCUUGUGAAAAGUAUGGGCGAAAUGAUAUGGUAAAUAUAGCUUCUGAAAUGGAAGGAAAGUCAGUGGAGGAAGUUGAAAGAUAUGCUCAAGUAUUUAACCAACGAUACUCAGAGUUGAAUGAUUAUGAUAAGAUCAUAAAAGCCAUAGAACGAGGGGAGGCUAGACUUACUCGCAAAGAUGAGAUAAUGAAAGCACUUGGGAAGAAGAUGAAUCGUUACAAGAACCCAUGGCUAGAGUUGAAGAUACAGUACGGUCAGAACAAGGGAAAGCUUUAUAACGAAGAAUGUGAUCGUUUCAUGAUUUGCAUGAUUCAUAAGAUGGACUACGGAAACUGGGAUGAGCUUAAGGCUGCAUUUCGUAUGUCCCCUUUGUUUCGUUUUGAUUGGUUCAUAAAAUCUCGAACUACACAAGAGAUUGCAAGAAGAUGCGACGCCCUUAUUCGAUUAGUCGAAAGGGAAAACGCUGAAAUUGACGAACAAGAGAGGAAGUUGCGCAGAGAGAAAAAGCUUGUUAAGAAUGGAACGCCAUCCAAACGACCAUUGACAGAGAGGCCAGUUACCGAGAGCCCAUCAACCCGGAAGAAGAGGAAGCAAUUGUCAGAGGACUGACUGACUGACUAGCUGAAGAGAUCUUGUUGUUUUUGUAUUGUUUCAGCCUAAGAUUAUUUGUCAUGGGAUUCCUAGAUUCUAGACAUUUGGUACUGGUUAACCGACUUGAAUUUACCAAAAGUAAUGUAAAAUUUUAGAACACAGAUGGUUGUAACCUAUAAGUGGUGAACUUUGUUUGAAAUAGGUUAUUUAAAAUGAGGAUAUUUGAAGUUAUUUGGGUAGAACAAACCUUAAAUGCUAAUGUUAUGUUUCUUUGAUAUU